Molecule: messenger RNA, 1500 nt
Organism: Aureobasidium vineae
Lineage: Eukaryota; Fungi; Ascomycota; Dothideomycetes; Dothideales; Saccotheciaceae
Source: the annotation of a GenBank genome assembly
AUGGUAACCUUCCUCGGCGGCAUUCCACAACGCGUCGCUGACUCUGGUAUAGCCGCAUCGCCUGCUGCUCAGUCGGGAAGCAGUGCAUCCUUCGCCCAAGGCUUCGUGCUGGGCCAAUUGACUCUGGCCUUAAUUCUGAUAUUCCUGAUCAAAUUCUUCAUCUUCGGCGAACCUCCAUCGGCCGACAGUCGGGCAGCGACACGAGCAGCCCUCCGCCGCCAACGUACCCUCUCUCACGCCUCGUCUCUGCGCCGUCGCUCCUUCUCCGACCUCCGUCUACGCAAACGCAGUUCUGCUGCUGUACUCGCUCCACGCAACAUCUCAUCCGGCGGUGCAGUCCUCACAACGGACAAGAUUCUAGAAAAGACGUACUACAAUGUCGACGGGCACCAGCCAGAGAGCUUGGACUGGUUCAAUGUCUUGAUUGCGCAAACAAUUUCUCAGCUGCGUGCGGAUGCUCUCGAAGGAGAUGCCGUACUGACUUCGCUCACAAACGCCCUCAAUGGCGGACAACGCCCACAAUUCAUCGACGAAAUCAAGGUGACUGAGAUCUCGUUGGGAGAAGAGUUUCCCAUAUUCAGCAAUUGUAGGGUCAUCCCUGUCGACGAGAAUGGCCAACCUGUCAAACAAAUGCCCACCAAAAAGGGCACAAAUAGAGGAGGGUUGGGAGAGAGCAGAUUACAAGCACGCAUGGAUGUCGACCUUUCAGACGUCGUCACCCUGGGCAUCGAGACAAAACUCGUCCUGAACUAUCCCAAGCCCUUCUCGGCCGUCCUGCCCGUCGCUCUCGCCGUCUCGGUCGUUCGCUUCUCUGGCACUCUAUCCCUCUCCUUCACGCCCUCCCAACAACCAGACGCUCCCGUCAAUGAGUCCGAGUCGUCCUCGGCAAAUCCAUCGUCUUCGCCCACAACCCUAACCUUCACCUUCCUCGAUGACUACCGUCUGGAUCUCUCUGUACACUCUUUGAUUGGCUCACGCGCUCGUCUACAAGAUGUCCCCAAGAUCGCCCAAUUGGUAGAGCAGCGUAUCCACGCAUGGUUCGACGAACGCUGCGUGGAGCCUCGUNNUCUCCAGCAAAUCGUCCUUCCCUCUCUCUGGCCGCGUAAGAAGAAUGUCCGUGGAGGUACCGACGAGGUUCCCGAGGACGCCAUCCUAUCAGAUGCAGAAAUGGACGCUGCAGCUUCAUCGUCCAAGCCACGCAACCGCGAGCGCAGCCGGGAACCUUCUACCACCAAACGUGAUACACGGGCUGACCGAUCACCUGCUACUGCCACAAGGCCAAAGCCUUCACGACAGGCUUCACGGCAGACCAAGCCGGAAGAGCUCAUGACCGAGGAGGAGAGAUUAGCAGCUGCUGGUGAAGAGCUCAGGGCUGCUGAGCAGAGAGAGUGGUCGAGAGAGCGUAGGAGCAGGGAAAGACACAACAAAAACAAUGAUGAAUCGAUCAGGCAAAGACCACGGCAGAGUCGGCUGGCGAAGGAGUUGGAUGUGCCGUCGUAG